Diaporthe amygdali is the source of this 819-nucleotide messenger RNA. RefSeq names its product short-chain dehydrogenase. The coding region runs from base 1 to 819 and encodes 272 amino acids. The transcript has 2 exons. Lineage: Eukaryota; Fungi; Ascomycota; Sordariomycetes; Diaporthales; Diaporthaceae. The record is from RefSeq and is a predicted model, not a curated record.
AUGUCUUCCCCAUCCCCGCCUAUCGCCCUCGUUACCGCCGGCUCAGCCGGCCUCGGCGCCUGCGUGGCCGAGCUCUUCGCCCGCAACGGCAUGCGCGUGAUCGUCAACUAUGCCAGCAACAUCCAGCGCGCCGAGGACCUGGUCACCAAGCUCAAGUCCAUCAGCACCCUGACGCCUGUCCCGGGGAGGGUGGACUACCACGCCAUCAAGGCGGACCUGGGCUCGCGGGCGGACGUGGAGCGGCUGGUCGAGGAGAGCGUGAGCGCCAUGUGCCCCGGGGGCGAGAAGCGCAGGCUGGACGUCGUCUUCAGCAACGGCGGCUGGACGCAGAUGCGCAACCUCUACGACCUCGAGGACAACAUGGUCGACGAGGACUGGGACAUGUGCUUUCUCAUCAACGUCAAGAGCCACCUGUGGCUGAUGCACGCCGCCAAGCCCUACCUGGAGGCCGGCUGGGGCGAGGACGAGGGCGGCGCCCACGAGAGCGGGUGCUUCAUCACCACCGCGAGCCUCGCUGGCGUCAAGGUCAGCGGGAGCUCCCUGGCCUACGCCGUCACCAAGGCCGCCCAGCUGCACCUGGCCAAGGGGCUGGCCAUGCUUGCAGCUCCGAAGAUCAGGGUGAACAGUGUGAGCCCGGGGUUACUGCUAACGGAAUGGGGGCUGAGGUUCCCCCCAGAAAGGAUACAGGCCAUGACCGAGGCGUCAAAGUUGAAGAGGCUGGCUGCUGUCGAAGACGUCGCGGAACAGGUUCUAACGUUUGUAAAGAAUAAAAGUGUUACAGGACAGAAUAUGGUCUUGGACGGCGGUUUGUCAUUGUAA